Candoia aspera is the source of this 1431-nucleotide messenger RNA. RefSeq names its product vomeronasal type-2 receptor 26-like. Gene Ontology annotation, biological process: G protein-coupled receptor signaling pathway. The record is from RefSeq and is a predicted model, not a curated record. Gene Ontology annotation, cellular component: plasma membrane. Gene Ontology annotation, molecular function: G protein-coupled receptor activity. The coding region runs from base 1 to 1344 and encodes 447 amino acids. The transcript has 5 exons. Lineage: Eukaryota; Metazoa; Chordata; Lepidosauria; Squamata; Candoiidae.
AUGCAGGAGAUCAACCAGGAUCCCCGCCUCUUACCCAACCUCACCCUGGGCUACACUAUCAAUGACAAUUUUUUCAAGGAAAAAGUCACCUCAGAUGCCUUGCUAGACCUGCUCUCAACUGGGGAGGCCAAUGUUCCAAACUAUAACUGUGGGAAGCAGAAAAAUAUACUGGCUGUCCUUGAAGGGGGUGAAGUUGACAUUUCCAUCCAGAUUUCAACCAUACUGAGCCACUACAAAAUCCCUCAGGUGGACAUUGAUAGGACUCAUUGCUCCGACCACCGAGAAUGGAGAGAGAUUCUCAAGAACAUUGACUCCUAUGCUGACAAAGAAGGGUGUGUGGAAAGUUGUCAACCUGGAUUGGCCAAGGGGGCUCAGGAAGGAGAACCCAUCUGCUGCUACCUCUGCCUUCCCUGUGCAGAAGGAACCAUCUCCACUCAGGAAGAUGCAGAAAAAUGCACCAAGUGUCCAGAAGAUCAGUAUCCAAAUCAGGAACAAACCCAAUGUAUCCUCAAGGUCAUCACUUUCCUGUCCUAUGAAGAAAAGUUGGGGAUCAUUCUGGUUUUCUUUAUCCUAUUCUUGUCCUUCACUACCUGUGUGGUAUUAGCCAUCUUCAUUAAACAUCUAGAAACUCCAAUAGUCAAGGCUAAUAACCGUGACCUAUCUUAUAUUCUCCUCCUCUCCCUCCUCCUUUCCUUCUUAACCUCCUUCCUCUUCAUUGGUCCUCCAAGGAAAGCAACUUGCCUUCUCCGACAAUCAGCCUUCAGCAUCAUCUUCUCUGUCGCUGUCUCUUGUGUCUUGGCCAAAACAAUCAUGGUGGUGCUGGCCUUCUUGGCUACAAAGCCAGGAAACAGAAUGAGGCGAUGGCUGGGGAAGAGCUUGGCCAACUCCAUCAUUCUUUCUUGUUCCAGUGUCCAAGCUGUCAUAUGUACUUUCUGGCUAUGGAAUUCUCCACCCUUCCCUGACUCUGAUAUGCACACCCAGCUUGGAGAGAUCAUCCUACAAUGUAAUGAAGGCUCUGAUGCCAUGUUUUAUGUUGCUCUUGGCUACAUGGGCUUCCUGGCUGUUGUCUGCUUUACGGUGGCUUUCCUGGCCAGGAAUCUGCCUGGGGCCUUCAAUGAAGCCAAGCUGAUCACCUUCAGCAUGCUGGUCUUUUGCAGCGUCUGGGUCUCCUUUGUGCCCACUUACCUGACCACCAAGGGGAAAUACAUGGUGGCUGUGCAGGUCUUCUCCAUCUUGGCCUCCAGUGCUGGCCUGCUGGGCUGCAUCUUCCUCCCCAAGUGCUACAUCAUUUUACUAAGACCAGAUCUGAAUACAAAGGAGCAGCUAAUCAUAAAAGUAAAAUAGAUAAAAAUGAUUCUUAUUCAUCCUUUUUUCAAGGAGAGACAUCUGACACCUCUUUGUAUCUCCCAAAUGAUACCUUUGGGCACCUCU